Messenger RNA from Fimicolochytrium jonesii, 892 nucleotides. RefSeq lists its product as uncharacterized. The coding region runs from base 194 to 505 and encodes 103 amino acids. NCBI's taxonomy places the organism in Eukaryota, Fungi, Chytridiomycota, Chytridiomycetes, Spizellomycetales, Powellomycetaceae. The record is from RefSeq and is a predicted model, not a curated record. The transcript has 3 exons.
CUUGUUGAAAACCUGUGCGGAUCAUCAUGUUCAAUCUCGGUCCUUUGCUCACGAGCUCUUCAAAUUGCCAGGUUCAAGUACAGAAGACCCUAAUCGAGGUCCUUUACUCGAUGACGUUCCAAAUCUGGAAUCGUGGCGUCUCAAAAUAGAGCGCCUGUCAAGAGAGCGAGAGUAUUUGAGCAACGAGAAAGAAAUGUUGCAACGCAAGAUAGACGAGUUGCAGUCCUCUCUUACCACGCAACAAUCGCGGUAUACGGCAAUUCAAGCUCAACUGCGAAAUUUGGAGCGUGAACGUGAUAAUCAUGCAACACAAAUCACUCACCUGCAAAGUCGGUGUACAAGGGCCCAGAAAGUGGCGGCGCACUUGGAGAGACAGUAUCGGGAGGCAAGACCAAAUGUUAAGAUCGACUAUCUGAUGAUUUCGGGCAACCAUGGAGGCGGACCAACCGGAGUAGAUAGUGAGCCAAGCACUCAGCUCUUGGCAGCACUGUUACCCAGGGACUGAUAUACUAGUUUGCCGCUCUUCAUCCGGAACACUUUCGUGAACGAUUAUAAUCACACCGCAUGUACAUAGUACUCCCGCGGCUAUCAAGCGCUGUAGACCGUAUUAGCAGGCGUUCGCCAGCAGGGCGGUUCAAAAUCAGGUGCGAGGUACUUGCUGAGCACAAUGAAGACUACGUAAUGAUGUGACGACGUGCACAUCCAUGCGUGUUGUAAGCAGUAAAGCAUUAUUUAAGGCAGGAUCAUUUUGAAAGUCUCGGUGGCCAAGUCCUUGGAUACCGUUACCCUUUAGGCAUUGACGGUAGAGUUAGGUUACCACAUCCAUGGAGACACCUGGCUCCAUGUGUUGAGAGAGGUUCCCAUCUUGUAAAGAAAUGCAACGUACUCCUUC